Messenger RNA from Fusarium verticillioides 7600, 905 nucleotides. RefSeq lists its product as hypothetical. The transcript has a single exon. The record is from RefSeq and is a predicted model, not a curated record. NCBI's taxonomy places the organism in Eukaryota, Fungi, Ascomycota, Sordariomycetes, Hypocreales, Nectriaceae. Bases 176 to 541 code for a protein of 121 amino acids.
CUUCUUCAUUCUACCAGGAUACCACCCCCCGCUCUCUGUGGUUAUAUCAUGUCGAGAAAAUGCAUGAAUAGCAUGCAAUCGGUGUCACUCACUGUUCGAUCAAGGGGUGUCCCUCAUGGCUUGCAACGCUUCUGACUAAGCUCUCGUGGCUCCCUAACGUCGCUGCACGUAUAAUAUGCAGCUGAAUACACUUCAGCUGCCUGUUCUAGUUUUCUGGGGAAACAUGUGCGUGGCUGCAAAGCAAUGUGAUGGGCGGAUGCGUGGUGUGGGACGUUGGCUCUGCGCGGUACUUCACUUGACCGGUCAACCACGAGGGGAUCCUGGAGAUGGCCCACUACUCUUUGGCUCCGGCUCGUUCUUCGCCUCAAGCCUCGAUGAUCAUCCCCCACAUCAAAGGGCAAGAUCUCCAAUCCGAUACUUCAGCCUCAAUCGCGAGGGAGGCUUAGCCCAGCUAAUCACCACCCUGUCAGCGAGUUUAGGCACCUCGGGUCGACGACAUGCAUCCCUGUGCAUACAUGCCUCAUGCUAUCACCUCAGGUAGAUAGCUACUUCAAGGCAUGGCUCACCGACAAGUCUGUCGACUAACGGGAAGUUUAUUCCAGCAAAUGGGGUUCAUCCCGAGUUUCGAUAACGGUUGCAUUGUGAUACAAACAAGCUUGCAGGUCUAGCAGGUUUCCGCUCCAAUGGGUCCAACCAGCUUCACCGCGAGCCGAAAUCAUACUCAAGCCCUUGCAAAAGGAAGUAAUACUGAUGGCAUUGCGGGACUUGUCGGGGCUUUCAACGGCUGAAUGAAGCCGGUUAUGCCUCACAGAAGCCGUCAAAGACAAGUUGUGAACUGUGUCUGAGUGACUGAGACUUUUGGGAGAUAAGAAACGAUAACACUGUUAAAAAAUGUGAAAGCUGGG